Messenger RNA from Thamnophis sirtalis, 11463 nucleotides. It is a transcript of the gene FOXP4, whose product is annotated as forkhead box P4. Lineage: Eukaryota; Metazoa; Chordata; Lepidosauria; Squamata; Natricidae. The record is from RefSeq and is a predicted model, not a curated record. Gene Ontology annotation, molecular function: DNA-binding transcription repressor activity, RNA polymerase II-specific; RNA polymerase II cis-regulatory region sequence-specific DNA binding. Gene Ontology annotation, cellular component: nucleus. Gene Ontology annotation, biological process: regulation of transcription by RNA polymerase II.
CACGGCAUAGAGAUUGACUCCCCCCCCCCUUGAGACUUCCAUUGAGGAAAACGGAAGAGAAGAAGGAAGAAGCAGGCACCCCCCCUCCCCACUACGAUACGAGAGAAGGAAACAGCCAAAGCUUGAGCAGGAGAAAAGUGCUGCUAGCAAGUCAUGAUGGUUGAAUCAGCCUCAGAGACCAUACGUUCUACUCCCUCCGGUCAAAAUGGUGUCAGCAGCCUAAACAAUCCAAAUGAUGGAGGAGGAGGAGGUGGCGGUGGUGGUGGAGGAGGAUGUGGAAGAGAGGGAGGAGCCAGUGGAGAAACCAAUGGAGAAAUGAGCCCAGUAGAACUCCUCCAUUUUCAGCAGCAGCAGGCUCUUCAAGUGGCAAGGCAAUUCCUUCUGCAGCAGGCAACGGGGCUGACUUCUCCUACCAGCAAUGAAAAUAAGCAGCCGGCUGUUCAGGUUCCAGUGUCUGUGGCUAUGAUGUCUCCUCAGAUGAUCACACCACAGCAGAUGCAACAGAUUCUGUCUCCACCCCAGCUUCAAGCCCUGCUGCAGCAGCAACAAGCAAUUAUGCUGCAACAGCUUCAGGAAUACUACAAGAAGCAACAGGAACAGCUUCACCUACAGCUUCUGACUCAGCAACAAGCUGGAAAGCAGCAAGCCAAAGAGCCAUUAGGGAAUAAGCAGCUGGCAUUCCAACAACAGCUCCUGCAGAUGCAGCAGCUGCAGCAGCAGCACCUGUUAAACCUCCAGCGACAAGGGUUGGUCAGUUUACAGCCAGGACAAGGCACCGUUCCUCUGCAGACCCUGCCACAAGCUGUAUGUCCCUCAGACCUUCAGCAGCUGUGGAAAGAGGUUACUGCUACUCAACCUGUAGAAGAAAGCAUCAAGCAAGAGGGACUUGACCUCAGCACCAACACCUCAAAUUCUACCUCGUUUUCGGCUGCCAAGGUCUCGCCUCCAAUUUCCCAUCACCCUCUCCCCAAUGGACAGAACGCCAUGCUCGCACAAAGGAGGGACAGCUCUUCUCAUGAGGAGACUCCUGGCUCACAUCCCCUGUAUGGACAUGGGGAGUGCAAAUGGCCUGGAUGUGAAACCCUCUGCGAGGACUUGGGACAGUUUAUCAAACACCUCAACACAGAACAUGCACUUGAUGACCGGAGUACGGCUCAGUGUCGAGUUCAAAUGCAAGUGGUACAGCAGCUGGAAAUACAGCUAGCUAAAGAAAGUGAACGUCUCCAGGCAAUGAUGGCCCAUCUGCAUAUGAGACCUUCAGAGCCAAAACCCUUCAGUCAGCCUCUGAAUCUGGUUUCCAGCGCUACAAUGUCCAAAAGCACUUCUGAUACCUUUCCUGAUGGAUUACCUCAUCCCCCCACCUCUGCAACUGCACCCAUUACUCCAUUGCGACAGGGUCCUUCUGUUAUCAGCUCCUCCACUUUACAUAAUGUAGGGCCUAUUCGCAGGAGAAACUCUGAGAAGUUCUGCACACCAAUUUCCUCAGAACUUGCACAGAAUCAUGAAUUUUACAAAAAUGCAGAUGUCCGCCCUCCCUUCACAUAUGCCUCACUUAUCAGACAGGCUAUCCUUGAGACACCUGACAGGCAGCUAACAUUGAAUGAAAUCUACAAUUGGUUCACACGGAUGUUUGCCUACUUCAGGAGAAAUACAGCUACAUGGAAGAAUGCUGUACGCCACAACCUGAGCCUGCAUAAGUGCUUUGUGCGUGUGGAAAAUGUCAAGGGAGCAGUGUGGACAGUAGAUGAACAUGAGUACCAAAAGAGAAGGCCACCAAAGAUGACCGGGAGUCCAACUUUAGUGAAAAACAUGAUUUCUGGCCUUAGUUAUGGAGCACUUAAUGCCAGCUACCAGGCAGCUCUGGCUGAGAGCAACUUUCCUCUUCUGAAUAGUCCCACCAUGAUCAACACAAGCUCAACUAGUGGCAUGCUGCACAUAGGCCAUGAUGAUGUGAGCAGCACUGUAGAACAAGUCAACAGCAACGGCAGCAAUAGCCCCCGGCUUUCACCACAGCAGUACAACCAUCAAGUUCAUGUGAAGGAAGAACCAGCUGAGACAGAAGAUGACAGCAGACCUGUUUCUCUCAUGGCAACUACCAAUCAGAAUGUGACGAUUCCUGAUGACAGAGACCUAGAGGAGGAACUGCCAGUGGAAGACUUGUCUUAAGGGUCCUGCAUCUUCAUAUAGGGCCCAUCAUUUCCCAGAGACAAAGCAAUGGCUCCCACCUUCUCAAGGUGACCUUCAGCAUUACUUAGUUAAGGCACUUCUACAAAGCAAAAGGCUUUCCAUGAGCCUACCCACUGCUGAAGGCACACACUUUUUCCCCCUUUUUACAUCCCAAUGACUCUUAAAAGACAUUCACAGAGGGGAUGUGAAAACAAAAACAAAAAACGGAGUUGAGCUUUUUCCUUUUCUUAUUUUUUUUUUAAAUUUUGUAAUUGGUAAACGAGGAUGGUAGGUUGUUUCUGUCCGAAGACUUCUUUGCUGCCUCCCCUCCCCAUACCCCCAUCUCAUGGGGAUAAAAAAACAAGCUGUCUUGUAUUGUCUGCUCUGUGUUUUGUCAUUUUCAACCCAUAUGCCUGGUUUCCACAAAUCAAGAUUUUGGAAGCAUCCAGUACAUUAAGGGGCAAUAUCAAAGCCAAAGGCUUCAGUGAAUGUCCCUUAUUUUCCCAUGGAAAUUUUCAUUAGUUUGCCAGUAAUCCCACUGAGAACUUUGCACUAGGAGGAAUCUAUUCUCACUUUUUCUUACUUUCACACAUGCACUGUCCCCAUUUCUCACACACAUACAUCCUUGCCACUGUAACACCACUUCAGAGUACUGGAAUAGCAAUGGAAGCAAGACCUCUGCCAAGGUCCUAAUGUUGCAAUUUAUGUUCAUUUUCUGACUGGGCAAAAAAAUGAAAAACUGACUUUACUUUAUUAAAUACAUUAUAGGAUAGCAAGGGGUUACUGCCACACAUAAAACCACUUGGUUAUUCUUUUUUCCAUCCUGUGUUUGCGUCUUUCCAAAUUCAAGAAGCAUUCUUCUAUCACCAGUCAUGAUUGACAGCCAGUCUUCAACUCACAAAGCUUUAUUCUGCACAAAAUCCAGGAAUGAAUGUCCAUUCCCUGCCAUCACAUAAUUUUAAAUAACUUUCAGAAACCUUUACUGUAUAUGGGCAGCCAGCAGCCAAGAUAAUGGGGCCCAGCUUGAGACAAAAUCAGGGAGAGACUUCUGCAAGAUGAAUCUUUUGCUUGCUUCUAUCAGCUGCCAUCCUGUUUUUUCCAUUCCAGCAAAUACUGAAGCCAGAAAGCAUGACUCCUUGAUCGUUUAUCAAUGGGAAGUUUUAACAGAUGUAAAUACAGCUGAUUUGGCAAAGCCACCAACAUCUCAAGCAUUUGGGAUAGGAAAGGGGGGGUUAAGCUGAAAUUUAUGGCUGUAGAGAACAGACCAAAACUGGGUUGACCAAACAGAAUUCAAAGCAAUAUACCUGUAUAAAUGUAAAAUAAGUAAUUCUCCACCUUUGUGACCAACCAGACAAAGCUACAAAGAAGCACAGAGUUUCCUCAAACAUUCUCUAGUAGAAAUAUAUUGUAUCCCACAACUCUUGUGCUACUCAUUAGUUCUUAGCUGUAAGCCAAUGUGGGUGGGUGGGGGGAGAUGCUUCAAAACUAAUAACAAGAAUUAAAUGUGUCAGAUGAAUAGUGUUGACCCAGACUUGUCCCCAUACUUGAUUCUAUCAACUCAUUGUCUGCUGCCUCAUAUCAGAAUUUUUUUAAAAAAAACUAAAGAGCAUUUCGUGUGACAGAAAACAUCAGGUUUCCAAAAGCUACUUUGCUAUUGCCCCCAUGAAAGGACAACCCAAAUGCUUCUCCUUGAUUACUGAGACUUUGACAGUUGCUGAUUGAGAAACUGGUUUGCUUUCUGUGUGAUCAGAAAUCCAAUAUCUCAAGGAAGAUGGAUACUAAUGUUUCUAAGGAAGCCUUUCUACAACAGAUCAACACAUGCUUCCCUUUCCCAUCAGGAAAUCUCUGAAAUAUAUUUUCAGGCCAAAUUGGUAUAUAGGAGUUUCUCCCAUUAUUUUGGAGACAAGCUGAUCCAGGCAAUUUGAUGUUUUCUGAAAAGACAGCUGUUUCUAUUCUAUAUUCUGUAGCCCAUGAAGAAAAUAAAUCAUCAUAGCUAUGUUUGAAUAGUCACAUUGAACAUUGAUAAUUAUGUUAAAUGACCUCCCCAAACUAAGAUAGUCAAGAAUACUUUGUCAGCAUAUUUCUGAUUAAUUUAGGAUUCCUUUCUACUCUUCUGAUUUUCAUCGUUAAAUAAUGCUUUUCCAUUGCUCCAAAUACUAUGCCGCUCAUGGCAGUUGGUAAUAUGUAACAUAAGUGUUUUUGACUUAGGAGGGGAAGGGAGAAGAGGGCUAUUGCAUUUUCCUUAUAUGCAGAAUUGCUCCAUUUGUCUCAAAUACAGUACAUUCUUAGUGCCCUUUUCAGCAGCUGGCUAACUGUGGUAACAGACUGUCUUAAAAAAAAAAUGCUCUUAACUCACAAGAUUAUAAUAAAUCAAGUAGCACUUGAGCCUUUUUACCUACCACAAAAAAGGACAUUAUUUCUGAAUUGCCACAAAUUUCUGUUUGUACAAGAUUGGUAUCAAAUUUCUUAGCCCAAAUCAAAUUCAUUCUCUUUUUUUAAAAAAAGAUGGAGGAUUAUUCUGAGGAUUAUUCUAUCCAAUAACUCUAAAACACUGGGUAAUUUCUAUUUACUCAGUUUUACAAAUAUAUCCAUUUCCUGGAUAGGGCAGGUCAUACUAGCAUUUAAAAAAAGGAAAGGAAUGGUAGCUAGCUGAUCUUGGCCAGUCUCCAUAUUUUUUUCAUGGAUGGAAGCAAAGGCUUGACUUCAAAUCUCAGACUUGGUAAAAUUUGAAAAUGUUGUAUCUAAUUUUUGGCAUUAUCCAUCUAACAAGCAAGUUUAUAUACUUCCUUUCUAAAAUUACCCUAUUCCAAGAUUCUCAAUUUACUAAAUAAUGUGUCAAAAUAAUCCAAACUGAUUUUGAAUCUAGGUAAAAUCAAGAACACCAGCAAUGAAAAAAAAAUCCAUAUCUGAAUUUUGACUGCAAGAAAUUCCACAAUCUUUACUUCAGAAAAUUUGUCAGGAUUUGAUUUCCGGAGCCUACAGUAGAAGGCUCUACCGAACAUGCAUUUUCUCCUACUUUGUUUCCUACUGUUUCUAACAGGCAAGCAAAAUUGUAAAGUUUGUCAUUUAGAUAAAAUUAGCUAAUUGCUCUGAUUUGAAAGGGGCUGUACAAUUAAGGGAACAAAGAGGAACAGCCUCUAAGCUGCAGAAAACUGGAGAUGAUCGUGUUUAUGGGGUGUGAAUCAAAGUACAAUAGCUUGUUUGAACCUCCUUAGAGAACCAUCAACAAGUGGCUUGCUCUUCAAGGAUCACAAAGACAGGCAAUAUAGGAUUGCAGGCAGUAAGAAUACCUCAACACUUUUAUUAUCCAUCUCCUGGCUCCCCGCUUUACUCCAGAAGCAGCUCGAGAAAACCUAUCUAUCCUCCUUUUAUUAAGAACACACCACACCUCAUUUUCUUCCUGGGACCAUAUUUAAAUGUCUCCCUGGUGUCCUCUAUAGAAUGCUUUGCAAUUGGCUUAACCAUUUACCAAAGACCUUGCUUAGACAAGAAGCAUAAACCAAAACACUUAAUAUUUUUGUUUUUGUGGUGCUUUAUUCUGACUUAUCCUAACUUUUGGCAUCAGCCAAAAAGGAAAAAAAAUCGCAAAGAUCCUGCAUCCCCUUAGCCCUUUUGUCACUUUCUUUUGAUUUUAAGUUAUUAUUUAAAUCAAAGUUUACAGGUGCUGUUUUGUACAUUUCUAAUGAAGUUGUAUCGGGAGCAUGGAUUGCUGCUUUGUGUUUGAAGUUUCUUGAACCAAGGGUACGCUGUGAAGCCUAGGGUGGUUUGGCAUUCCAUGGGUCUCUUCUGAACCUACUUCCAUCUUGCUGCUGGUGGUUUCUUUUCUUUUUGUCUUUUUAUAGGUCAGAACUGUCUUUAUUUCAUGUUAACUUUUCAGCUGUUUUUUAUACACAUUGAAAUUUCUCUCUUUUGUUGUUAGCAUUUUUUCUUCUUAAUUUUCAAAGGGUUAAUUGCCCUAACCCCUUCCCCUUCUCUUCCCAAAACUGGUAUUAUCUUUGAAGCACUGUUGGGUAACUUAUGUUUUUGAAAUACAGCAGAUUCCUUGUAACGUCUCAAACUUUGGACUGAUGAUCUACAAAUUGCACUCUGUGAAUUAGAAAAUUCUAAACAUAAAAUAAUGUUGCAGGAGUUGCUGAAGUCACAUCCUGUAAUUGUUUCCCAUAAAUAAAACCUCCUAGUUUAUAGUAAAGUCAUGCAUCAGGAAAACAAAUUAUGCAUAGUUUAUUCCUAAAUGUAUGCAAGUUUUCUUUUCAUUGAUUUUUUUAAACUUUGGGUUGCAUUAAAAAAAACAGAUUCUUGCAGCCUAAAAUGAUAAAUUCUGGAAUGUGUAAUGUUUAGUCUCUGUGCGUGCACUGAGGUGCUUUUUUGAACUUUGUUUGAUAUCACAAUUUGUAGUGCUCCAUUGUGUCAAAUUGCUUUGCAAACAGUUUUAGAACUAAAUGGCUAUACCACGGUGCUGUUGUAUUUUGUCCUUGGCUCCCUUUUCUGUCAAUCCUAGUAUUACAGCUGCAUUAUUAUAAGUUUGAUCUUUUCAAAGUUGCCACCAUCCUGAUUCACUGAUCUCGGUUUUUUGUCUUGCCUGGUCCUGGUACAAUAUCAACCGUUUGUUGGACAUCUGCAGCUGGACCUGAGAUGCCCAGGAUAUACGUUUUCUGCCAGUAUUAAAGUGAUGUUUGUUGGUACUGUAUAGUCAAGAGCUAAACUGUAAUCAUCCUAACAUUGAGAAGAGAUUCGCUUUAGAAAUAUAAGUGUCUCUGUUCAAAUUAAAACUUUUGCCUUGCUGUUUGGGUUUGUUCAUCCUUACCCAUUUAAAAAGAGAGGCACAAGAAAAAGAAAGCAUGAUAGAUACACUGAUGCUAAUAAAUGAAUUACCCAAUGUAAACUGAGAGCUAAUUAGUACUCGAUUAUAGACCUAGGAUGCGCUUCAGAUUUCAAGGAGAAAAGGUGCUUUGGUACAUGUAGGGGAGCUAAAGUAGCAUCUUGUUAAUAUGGCAAAAUAUUUUGAAUUUAAGGCAUUCCAAGCAGGCUAUACACACCCACCCUUACUAGCUUCAAAGCAUAUUUUUACCUUCAAAUCCAAACCAUUGCAAAGCCUAACUUGGCUGUUGUUGCAGUGUUGCACAAUAUGUAUUUAGCAGAUUCCAAAAUUAAAAGUUUUCCAAUACUAUCUCAUUUGGGGUAACAGAAUGGAGAAAGGUCAUCUGGGGCUACAGAACUGAGCAAAAGUUAUUGCCAGACAGAAAGUUAAUCUUUAAGCAUUUUCAACCAUAUACUAGACAGUCAUUGGGCAGAGUUUCCCCCCAAUGCAUAGUCAAGCAAUAUGCUACUCUCGCUGUUCCAAAGAAACAGUCCAAGAAACAAUUGGAUAAUUCUUUGGUGAAUAUCUGUAAUUUAGGUUGACUUUCUGAACCUGGAUGCUGCUCUAGAAGCAUCCCUAACCUCUGUUGUUACUAUACUGGUAGCCUUCCAUAGUUUUUUUUUUCCUUGAGAAUCUUGAAAAAGUUGGGGAUGUUUCCCUUUCAUCCUAUCCAUAAUUCAUUAGGCAUUUACUAUCUCUCAGGGGAAAUGAUUUCAGCCCUUCACUGCUGCACAAAGACAAACAAUGCAGCCUCUAGAAUCCAGUUUUGCCCAAAAUGGAGCAGCUCCAGAAUGUAUUUCGUGGCUAAAAAAAUCCUGCCAGUUUCAGCUCUUUCCUGCCUUCAUGUGACAGUAUUAAUAUAUGUGUGUAUCCUCAGAGGAUAGCUUUAAACCUAGCUCUCACAGGAUCUGUCUAUGCUUAACUAUGUCAGAUCAGCCUACAAGAGGGAAGGAAGUCAUGUGACUAAAUUGUCAUCUCAUAGCAACUUUCUUCCAUGUAGAAUUUUAAAAAAAAUAAUAAAUGGAAAAUUUAGCCACAUGAUCUGCUACUUGAAGCCUGAAGUGGUACAACUCAAAGACAGGUUUAUUCAUUGAGAAAUAAUUGUUUCUUUGAAACAAUUGAAGGAAAAUGUUUUAGGUCUUGGAUGCUGUGACAAUAUUAAGUUCCUCAAACAAGUGGCCCUUUUCUUCCAUUGCUUUCCCCAUCUGCUUUUGAAGUGGAUGAGCUUUAAAAUAUUGGGUGUGCUUUCUUCAAAUGUCUGCCUUAUGUGAUGAAGCUAGGCUUCUGUAACCAACUUGUCAAUAUGAGAGGUGGAUAGAUAACUUUUACUGUUAGAUUGGCUUAGAAUCUAGGCCUGGCCCUUAAGGGAACCAGCACAUAUCUAAGAAUUGGAAAGUAAGAAAUGAGGCUUUGGAAUCAUGGAUUUUUAUUCAAAAUUGUGCCUGUGACUUAAAGCAAAAUUAUUGUAUCACCAUAGUUCUUGGGGUUGUUUUUAUUUUUUUGUUUUUAUUUUUUUGCUGAUUCUGGCAUUCCCAACAAAGAUUACUUAGAACUGUAAUUUCAUUUAUUCAGUGUUGUCAAACUGUCCCAAUAGGGGGAGGGGGGAUUGCAAAACAUUUUUUUACAAGUCAACAAUGAAAUAAAUUGAGAAGCAGAUCCUAAAUCUAUUAAAUUUCAAUUAAAAUCUGUCUGCUGAUUACACUUGCAAUUAAUGAGGACUUGCAUUAUAUUUACCGGUAUUUCUCUUGAGAGCUUUGAGAAGCCUACAGGACUUUAAAUGUAUUUUUCUAAUCCUGAUAUAUCUCUUUAAAGUAUACUGAAGAAAGAAUGUAAUUCAGUAUCACUGAAUAAAUAUGCUAUUCCCUAAGAUCUUCAGUUUGGGGUGAUUUUGUCCCCCAACAACUUGGAAAUUGGAAGUUUCUCCCAAAUUGAACUGCUAAAGCUUUAGUUCCCAACAUCUGACAUCGCUGAUGCUGUUUUGUUUAAGUGUACCACAUUUGGCCCCCUUUUUUCCUAAUUAUGACUUUGAGCAUUUGUGUCCUGAAUUUGAUUGCAUAUCACCUAUAUCACCAUUAAAUAGAGUGAGCAAAUCACAAGCAAAUGAUGACCAGUUGGUUCUGCCCUGGUUCUUUGGUUAGUAUUUGUUCUGUUAUAAUAGCAUAAAUUCAGAUAAACAUAAAAAAUAAUAAAUGGCACCUAAGGAAUCCAGGGCAAGGGUGGGUGAGAAAGAAUGUUUACUCUGUAUUAAAAGCCUAUUUAAAUUUUAGCAAUAAAAUCUGUCCUCCUGGCUUCCUUCCUAGCAAAAUCAAGCAGUUAAAGAGAAGGAUAUGCCUAUUUGAGUAAGCACAUUGAGUAGGUACUAAAGCCAUUAUUUCAUCUGCAAGAGUCUCUUUUAACAUUUACAAACUCAUUGGUCCUUCACUUAGAUUAUAUUUCUCCUAUAAGGGUUUAUUGGAUUAUUUCUAAUUCUAUUUUUUGGUCUGUGUAUGUGUGUGUGUGAUCAGCAAAUUCACCUCACUUUUUCACUUGAAUGAUGUAUAUGCAAAUAUACAUGAACCCAGUAAGAAAUAAACAGUGGCAUAUAUGUAACUGCUUCUACUUUAUCAAAUAUGCCCAUGUAUUAUUAUUCCAUAUUCCAAUACUAUUCUUCCAUUCAUCCUAUGGAAGAAUAAUAUUUAAAAUUUUGUGCUGGAGGCCUCAAACGUUUGGGAUUUUAUUUUCCUCAUCCCUAAUUCCUGAUUGCUGAAGCAACCCACUGGUGUGAGCCUUGAGGAGCACCCUUUCUUUGGCUACUGCUACCAGUGGCAUUCUUCCCAGACUCUUGACUACAUUAGGUACAUCUAUUUUUGCACAUUUAUGUCCACCAAAUUAUUUCAUUCAGAACUGCAUAUAGUACUUAUUUGGGGGAAUUUCUUUUUUGUCUUUAAAAAAAUAUUUUAUUUUUUGUUGUUACCUCAAAAUUGCUUUUAAAGGGGUAGUGUAGGAAAGACCAAACACAAUUUGUGGCAGGAUAGUAUAUGUAUAUAUUGAUAUAUAUGCUGGUUAAAAACCUACUAAAAUUAGACUAUUGUCUGUUUAACUAUCCUGUGAUGAGACUAAUGCAGGGAAUACUUAGGAAGGUUUUUUUUUUCCUUGUUCUGGAAUUUAGGAAGCCAUUCUUGUAUUUCUCUUUGACUUGACUUGGAUGCUGUUCCAGUUCCUUAUGUUGUUUUUAGCUUGUUUUCUCUCUUAAACUAGUCAGUAGAAAUAGUGGGAGGAGAUAGAUGGUUGCUGAAAAGAAACUGGGAUAAUGAUAUAAUUUCCUUUCCCUCAGUGGUUCCUGAAAUUAGAAAAAUAGGAACAGAAUAAAAAAAAACCAUUGUAUUAAACCAAAGGUGUGCGUAUUUCAGUUUUGUAUGUUUACAUAAUUUUAAUAGAGUUAUUUUUCAGGGUGAACGACAGAAAUCCUACUCUGAAAAAAAAACCUAGGAUUUUGCCCCAUACUCUGAAUUGCUGGUUGCCCUGAUCCACAUAAAUGUGGAAAUACUCCAUAAUUUGCAGGGGGACAUUUUGUUUGUUUUUCCAGAUUUAGAUAUAUUCCAAAGUGCUGAAGGUUUGUCAUUUUGGAGUCCUCUUGUUGUUUUUUAAUAACCAUGUUGUUCUACUAUAGAAAUAAGAUUUGAAGACCCAUUUCUCCACCCUUCAUUUUGACGGGAUGCUCUAUGAAACAAUGUUUCUCUGGGCCCUCCCAAAGAGUUGAGGCUCUGCUUCACUUGGCAUUCUUGUCUUCCAAAUCUCUCAACUGAAUCUCAGGUGGCAGGAAAACACCCAAGAACCAAUGAUUGGUGACUCUCGAAUUGUAUCAGCGUAAGUUCAGCAUGAGCCAGCGGGUCUCUGAUCUCACUGAAUGAAAAUGGGAGGUUAACAUGCAAUGAUCUGAUUUUCUCAUUUGUAAUAUUUUAUGUUGGCCCCAAGGGGCUUCUUCUAAUUAAAUCUUCUCUGUUGCGAAUAGGUAUCUUCUCCCUCAUACUAGUCCCCAAUGUGUGGUGGGAAGGUGGGGGACACUGACAUGUCAGCACCCUGCUGUCAUUUCCUUUUCCUGCCACUCAGGAAGAUAUAAGGAAAGAGGCGAGACAUGCAGUGACCUUUAAUAUUGUGGGUUUUUUCUUCCUCACAUUUGUUGGUUUGAUGUGAUCAUCCUUUUAGCAGGUGGCAAGUCAGUGUGAAGUGAAAGAUUACUGGGAAGGAUGUCUGUAAUCCUUUGAUCCAUCCUCCUCUUACUGCUUCACACUGCCAUAUUUCCAUGCUGUAUAAAGGAAAUAGCAUUGCUGUGUAUUUGUAUUCUGGACUUCUGUGUGUCUGCUCUGGCAGACGGUAAACCCUUGUACAGUAGAUCUAGCUGCAUGUAAUCUGUAUGGACAAUGGCAUUAUAAAAUGCAAUAAAAUUAAAUUACCUAUGA